UUGGAAUCAAAAUUUUCAAUUGUCAAUAUCAGCUGAUAAAUCUUGUUUACUACUACUAAUGCUGUCAUUUGUAAAAUUCCAAAUUUUAAUUACGGUAAAUGCUCAAGUUUGUAAGAAUCAUACUCAAUAUUUUUUGGUAUUAAGGUUAUAGUUUAAUUCUUUAAAAAAUACAUCUUGAAAUAAAUGGUGGAAGUAUAAUUUUAUUGUAGGACUGUUUUUCUGAAGUAUGCAACCAGAAGAUGCUAGGUACAUCAAGAGGAGAGUAAGAUCAGGCUCCAUUGAUGUGCAUCCUACAGAGUCUGCACUAAUUGUAAACUAUGAAUUGGAAGCAAUCAUUCUUGGAGAAUGUGGGGAACCAAUGGUCAGCGAGAAAAAGGAAUGCCAAAAGAUAAUUCGCCUCAAGAGGCUGGAUGUUGGAACAGACUGUGCUGCAUUGGCCCGAGAAGUAGUUCAAAAGUGCACACUAAUCCAUCCGUCGAAAACAGCAGAAGUGGAACAUCUGAUUUACUACUUGCAGAGUCGGAAAGAUAAUGCAUUUACAGAAAGUGUGGAAAGCUGGACGGAGAAGGAUUCUGGAUCUGAAAGCCCAUCACCUGCCCCCACACCCAGCGGUCAGCCUGCCAGCUUCACAAUGAUAGAGAGCUACAUGGAACUGCUCUACGAGGAUCUACCUGAUAAGACCAGAGGGUCAGCACUCAUACUCGAAUUGGCCAAGGAUCCCAACAACCUGGAAGAUUUAGCAAACAGCGAUGCUGUGCUUAGUGCCCUCGCUCGAGUAUUAAGAGAAGACUGGAAGAAGAAUCUGGAGCUGAGUACAAACAUUGUUUAUACAUUCUUCUGUUUCUCUACUUUCAGCCAGUUUCAUCCCAUCAUCCAACAGUACAAGGUAGGAUCGUUGUGUCUGGAGAUUGUGGAGUAUGAACUGAACCGCUUCGCACAGCUCAAGAAAGAGGUGGAGAGUCGCAGUGUUGCCACCCCACCCACUCCUCCCGUGUCUAGGCUACCCCUGCCUCGAAGUGCUCGAAGACCCAUCAAACAGCCAGCGGAGGAGAAGAAGAAAUCAAACCGGUGGUACAUGGUGUUUUAUUAA
Homalodisca vitripennis (glassy-winged sharpshooter) is the source of this 1090-nucleotide messenger RNA. RefSeq names its product kinesin-associated protein 3-like. Gene Ontology annotation, biological process: cilium organization; microtubule-based movement. Gene Ontology annotation, molecular function: kinesin binding. Gene Ontology annotation, cellular component: ciliary transition zone; kinesin II complex; axoneme. NCBI's taxonomy places the organism in Eukaryota, Metazoa, Arthropoda, Insecta, Hemiptera, Cicadellidae. The record is from RefSeq and is a predicted model, not a curated record.